AUGGCGGCUCAAAAUCAUAAUUUUUACUGUUCACGGCCUAGCUUCGUUACUUUACCUUCGUGUCUUCUCAUACUCGUAUCUUUAUUAUUGCAAACUGAUUUUGUAUUUUCUAUAGAUUACAAUGAUUCAACUCUGUCAGGGUACAAUAAUACAAACCCAAAUUCAACAAUAAAUUGGACGCUCUACGACACAAAUACGACGGCUUUUAAACAUCCUCACAUAAAGCACACUAAGUACUCCACAGUUGUAACUGUUCUUCUGGCAGCUAUUUUCAUGAUAGUAAUCUUUGGAACGAUAGUGGGAAAUAUUUUAGUUUGCGUCGCCGUUUGCUUAGUACGAAAAUUGAGAAGACCUAGCAACUAUUUAAUUGUAUCGCUGGCUGUAAGUGAUCUCUGUGUUGCGAUGCUAGUAAUGCCGGUAGCUAUGGUUUAUGAUUUGAUGGGAUCGUGGCCGUUUGGACCGGUUGUUUGUGACUUUUGGGUAUCCAGUGAUGUCCUAUCAUGUGCAGCGAGUAUUUUAAAUCUUUGCAUGAUAUCAGUUGAUCGAUAUUAUGCAAUAACAAAGCCAUUGGAAUACGGCGUAAAGAGAACGCCAAAACGUAUGCUCUUUUGUGUUUUCAUUGUGUGGAUGAGUGCAGCUUUUAUAUCGCUGCCUCCCGUUUUAAUAUUGGGAAAUGAGAAAACUGAAACAUCGUGUUCAGUAUCUCAGAACCAAGGAUAUCAAAUUUAUGCCACAUUUGGUUCAUUUUACUUGCCAUUAACGGUAAUGGUAGUUGUUUACUAUAAAAUUUUUAGUGCUGCUCGAAAAAUAGUUAAGGAUGAAAGACGCGCACAGUCACACUUGGAAACGCAUUGCUAUUUAGAAAUAAACGUAAAGAACGGCGGUGGAGCUGAAGCUAAACUAUUGGGUAGCCAGUCCGCCCAACCACCUCCUCCCACGAGAGGCUCGACUGCUAGUACGAAUACAACGUGUAGUGUAGACAAAACUGAAAGUUCGAUAGGAAGAUGCUUCUCGGGUCAACGACAAUCGAACGAGUCACAAUAUCCAAUGCUACAGCAUGUGCCGAAAACACCCACAAAGCCUAUACACACAAUAAAUCGACCAAACUCACAAAUGGGUCCCGUACCGGAAAUUAAACAUCCACCCCGAGAAAGUAGACGAAGACAAUCUUCCGAAAAUAGUAGCAAAUUAAAUCCUAGUCGAAUCCGAUCGUCAUUAUCCAAUUUCGCUCAUAAAAGUCACUACGCGAAGGACCUUUUACAACCGACUCAUUCGCCCCACCAGAAAAAAUUACGUUUUCAGCUGGCUAAAGAGCGUAAAGCGUCCACUACGCUCGGUAUAAUUAUGUCAGCAUUUAUUAUUUGCUGGCUGCCAUUUUUCGUUCUCGCACUGAUAAGGCCAUUUGUUAACGAGGACACAAUUCCAGACGCCGUGAGUGCUCUAUUUCUAUGGCUAGGCUAUAUUAAUAGUCUUUUAAACCCAAUAAUUUACGCAACUUUAAACAGAGAUUUCCGGAAGCCCUUCCAGGAAAUAUUGUUCUUCAGAUGUUCAAAUUUAAAUCAUAUGAUGCGUGAGGAAUUCUAUCACAGCCAAUACGGAGGGCCCGACCAGCAUUAUUGUGUAAAUAACUCGUCUAGUAAAGUUGCAAACUAUGAGGAGGGUGUGGAAAUAGUUUCGGCUGUGGAUAGAGAGGAGACGCGGGCGUCGGAAAGUUUUCUAUGA
Messenger RNA from Melitaea cinxia (Glanville fritillary), 1722 nucleotides. Its product is annotated as 5-hydroxytryptamine receptor 1-like. The coding region runs from base 1 to 1722 and encodes 573 amino acids. NCBI's taxonomy places the organism in Eukaryota, Metazoa, Arthropoda, Insecta, Lepidoptera, Nymphalidae. Gene Ontology annotation, molecular function: G protein-coupled amine receptor activity. Gene Ontology annotation, biological process: adenylate cyclase-activating adrenergic receptor signaling pathway. The transcript has 2 exons. Gene Ontology annotation, cellular component: membrane. The record is from RefSeq and is a predicted model, not a curated record.